Sorex fumeus (smoky shrew) is the source of this 363-nucleotide messenger RNA. RefSeq lists its product as uncharacterized. The record is from RefSeq and is a predicted model, not a curated record. The transcript has a single exon. Gene Ontology annotation, cellular component: nucleosome. Gene Ontology annotation, molecular function: protein heterodimerization activity; DNA binding; structural constituent of chromatin. NCBI's taxonomy places the organism in Eukaryota, Metazoa, Chordata, Mammalia, Eulipotyphla, Soricidae. The coding region runs from base 1 to 363 and encodes 120 amino acids.
AUGGCACAAAAGUCAAUGGGCAGGAAGGUGCCAUGUAAGCAACUGGCCACCAAGGCAGUCCACAAGAGCGCGCCAGCCAUGGGUGACAUGAAGAAGCCGCACUGCUACAUGCCGGACACUGUGUCACUAAUCAAGAUCCGCCAGGUGCCGUUCCAGUGGCUGGUGCUUGAAAUCGCACAGGACUUCAAGACUGACCCAUCCUCCCAGAGCUUGGCUGUCAUGGCGCUGCAGGAGGCGUGCGAGGCCUACCUGGUGGCCUGCCUCUUUGAGGACACCAAUCUCUGUGCAUUCCCCACCAAGCAUGUCACCAUUAUGUCCAAGGACAUCCAGUUGGCGCGCUGCAUCUGUGGAGAGAGAGCAUAA